Messenger RNA from Marmota monax (woodchuck), 3955 nucleotides. Its product is annotated as saoe class I histocompatibility antigen, A alpha chain. The record is from RefSeq and is a predicted model, not a curated record. Gene Ontology annotation, biological process: antigen processing and presentation of endogenous peptide antigen via MHC class I via ER pathway, TAP-independent; positive regulation of T cell mediated cytotoxicity; immune response. NCBI's taxonomy places the organism in Eukaryota, Metazoa, Chordata, Mammalia, Rodentia, Sciuridae. The transcript is spliced from 6 exons. Gene Ontology annotation, molecular function: peptide antigen binding; signaling receptor binding. Gene Ontology annotation, cellular component: external side of plasma membrane. The coding region runs from base 1907 to 3019 and encodes 370 amino acids.
ACCAGAAUAUGAAAAGAACUCAAAAAAAUUAACACCAACAAAACCUAAUAACCCACUCAAUGAAUGAAUGAAUGAUCUAUAGAUAUUAUUCCAAAAAAGAAAUACAAAUAAUCACAAAAUAUAUGAAAACAUGUUCAACAUACUUAGCAAUCAGGAAGAUUUAAAUCAUAACUACAUUGAUAUUUCAUCUCACCCCAGUCAGAAUGGCAAUCAUCAAGAAUACAAAUAAUGAAGCAGGCGUGGUGGCACACACCUGCUAUCUCAGUAGCUUGGGAGGCUGAGGCAGGAGGAUUGGGAGUGCAAAGCCAGCCUCAGCAACUUAGUGAGGUCCUAAGCAACUCAGUGACACCCUAUCACUAAAUAAAAUAUAAAUAAAGAGCUGGGGAUGUGGCUCAGUGGUAAAAUUCAAUCCCUGGAACCAAAAACAAAAUAAAACAAAACAAAAUGAACAAAUAUUGAUAAUUGCUGGUGAGUAUGAGGGGAAGAAGUUAUACAUUGUUGAUGGGACUGCAAAUUAGUACAACCACUUUGGAAAGCAGGAUGGAGAUUCCUCAGAAGACUAAGAAUGGAAACACCAUUUUUUUUUUUUCAAAUUCUAGACUUGAGGAGUUGAUCAAGUAAUUAAAGGACAUUUCUAAAGAAAAAAAAAUAAAGAAAAGAAAUAAAGGCUCUGAAAACCUUCUCUGGAUUUUCCCAUAUGCUGACAUUAGCAAGAGCUACUCCCCCCCACACCCAUCAUUGCUCUUACACAGGUCCCUAAACAGGUGACUCUAUAUUAUCAAGAGAUGAAUCUUCAGACUCAUGCGGUCCUGACCUCUUUCCAGAGCUGUUUACUUAAAUGCCUUCUUUUCCAUAAUCUUUAAAAAUCCAAUAUCAGAUUUUAGAAUUAGCAGAGAGGAGGGAUACCACAGUUUCUCAUCUUAAGUUAAUUCUUGUUGGAAUUCUUUUUCUGCUCUGCCUACUUAUCCCCCUCCCAGCCCUAAAUUCCAGUAAUCCUGGUACUGGCUUCAAAGUAAAUGCAAAAAUAUAUAAGGCAGAGUCUAAUUUAGAUUUAUAUUUACUUGGAAAAUAGGACCCAUAAAUUAAGGAUCAUUCUGUGUUGGAGAAAUAUGAUAUGUGCUAUGAAGUGGAGGGAGGAGGGCUGGUGAGAGAAAGGGAGAGGGAGAGGGCAGCACUUGUGAGAAAAGCCCAAUCAUUCCAGAUUUCAGUAUGAGAGGACCUAAAGUAAGGCUAAAACCUUAGUUUAAUCCUAAGAACUGGGAUUACCAGCAUGGGCCACAGUGUGGGUUCAGACACAUUUAUAUAUGAAGGGUAAAAUCACUAGGGAUAGAUAGGAAUCCAGAUCAUUGCAGACUGUGAAAAUUGUGCUUCCCUCAGUGAGUAAAUCAAAGGAAAAAAGUCUCUGGGAAUCUCUGUGUGGUUUCCCAGGCACUUCUCUAAGAUAGAAAGGGAAAUCAUUGCUUCUCCACCUCCUUUCCCCAGGGCUGCUCACUCUCUGACAUCAUAUUCCCUGGGGAGGUGCUUUCUUUUAGAAGGUCUAUCCUUGGCUUCUUCAAACAGCCUCUGAGCCAGGACUCAGAGAGAUGAUGUGAGAAAGACAGCUUGGUGCUGGAGGAGAAAGGUCAGAAGAAAACCGCAGGUCCUGGGCGUGGCUCAAGGUCUCAGGCCUGAAGGAGGUUUCUGGGGUUGGGAAACCAGAAGGAAACCAAAUCCCCACUUUCCAGGAGUUUCACUUCCUCCUCUUUCAACCUGAGUUCUGCCUGGUGACUCAUGACGCGUCCACAGUUCUCACUCUCACACCAGUGGUUUCUAGAGAAGCCAAUCAGAGUUGUCGCCGCGAUUCCAGGUGACAAGGUCCAGGCACUGCUGCAGGAACUGAUUCUCCCUGUCCAUGGAGGUGUGAGUCAUGAAGUUCAGAACUCUGUUCCUGCUGCUUUUGGGGCCUCUAACCCUAAUCCAAACCUGGGCGAGGUCCCACUCCCUGCGUUAUUUCCACACCUCCGUGUCCCGACCUGGCGAGGAAGAGUCUUUUUACACCUCGGUGGGCUAUGUGGACGACACACUGUUCCUGCACUUCGACAGCGACGCCCCAAAUCCGAGGGUGGAGCCGCGGGUGCAGUGGAUGGAAUUUGAGGCACCAGAGUUUUGGGAAACGCAAACCAAGAUUGCUAAGGCGCACGCACAGAAAUUGAGCUGGAACCUGCGCUCCACCCUCCGUUACUGCAACCAGAGCGAGGACGAGUUAAGCCCCAGAGGUAAAAGCUGGAGCAAAGCCAGUCUGACUUCCGGGGCGGGGCCAGGCUCUCACACCUUCCAGUGGAUUUCUGGCUGUGACCUUGGGCCAGAUGGAAGCCUCCUUCGUGGAUAUGAGGAGUUUGCCUAUGAUGGUGCGGAUUACAUCUCCCUGAAUGAGGACCUGCGCUCUUGGACCUCAUGGAACAAGGCUGCUCAGAUCACCCAGCGCAAAUGGGAGGAUUCAGGAGAUGCAGAGCACUACAGGGCCUACCUGCAGGAGGAGUGCCUGGAGUGGCUCCGCAGAUUCCUGGAGAAAGGGAAGGACAAGUUGCUGCACACAGAGUCUCCAAAGACACAUGUGACCCGUCACUUCAGCCCUGAAGGAGAUGUCACCCUGAGGUGCUGGGCCUUGGGAUUCUACCCUAAGGAGAUCACCCUGACUUGGCAGAGGGAUGGGGAGGACCAGAUUCAGAACAUGGAGCUUGUGGAGACCAGGCCUGCAGGGGAUGGAACCUUUCAGAAGUGGGCAGCUGUGGUGGUGCCUGCUGGGGAAGAGCAGAGAUACACAUGCCAUGUGCAACAUGAGGGGCUGCCUGAACCCCUCACCCUGAGAUGGGAGCUAUCUCGUCAGCACACCUUCUCCAUGAUUGGAAUUCUUCUUGGCCUCCUUCUCUUUGGAGUUGGGUUUGCUAGUGUGAAGUGGAAGAGCCAGAUAAAAAAGAGAGCUCUGCUUCUGCCCCAGAAAUUCCUUCACAGCCAAAGAAGAAGUGUGACCACAGUCUGAACUCCGGAAUCUCUGCUCCUACCAUCUUCUCCCUCCUCCUGAGGUACCUGGCUUGAUGAGGGGUGCUGUGGCCUUUUGAAGACUUCAUGACAGUGGCAACUACAAGGAGACACCUUGCAGCUGGGUCAAGGUCCCUCAGGAGGCUGCACGUGCUCUGAACUAGUGUCUGACAGGUGGCACUGUUUUCCCAACAGCCAGGAUUCAUUUGUCCAGGAAUCAAGAAAUGGGAAUGGGAGUGGCAACUCUCACUAUGGCCCCCAGUGACCCACUGUGUGCUUCCUGUCCCAAGACCUUAUGUCCUGCUGGCCUAGAGAUCUUAGUUUCACAGAAGAAAUGCUUCCAUCAAGAGACAACAAUGAGUUCACUGAAUUGGAAAGGUCAACUGUCACUGGCCAUGUUGGGCUCUUCUUGCUUUAAGUCAAGAGCCCAAGAGUGGAGUUAGCUGGUGGGCCUGAGUGAUGGAUCCUGGCAGCCAGGGGGACAUGGGACAGCUGCUCCCCAUGGAGGGAAGGAAGGGAAUGUCUGGAAUAUAGGAGUCCCUUAGGGUGCCUCUUAGUGUUACCCCUGUGAUUAAUGUCCAUGGGAAACUACAUCAUCCUAACCCAGGCAGGACUAAGAGUGGCCAGGACCCUUCAGGAAUGAAGGUUGGCAUCACCACAGCAGGAGAAAUGCCACAGGCAGCUGAACUACUUGGUGAAUUGAAGGGAAUACGGAAUGGGAGGUGGAAGAAGAUAGUUAUGAGUACCAGCAGCAACACAUGACCAUUUUCAGAGGAGAGGACUGUAAUUUUCAUUUGCAUAUCUUCUUUAUUUUAUUAUGAAUAUGUUUGUGGUAUGUAUUUAUUAAUAAAAUAUACUUAUUUUCUUGAAUAUCAUCCUUUUAUACAUAACAAAUAAUUUUGACUGUUUUUCAUAGUAUUAAACAUUGUUAAGUGUA